This is a messenger RNA of Acanthosepion pharaonis, 1221 nucleotides long. The record is from the annotation of a GenBank genome assembly. Lineage: Eukaryota; Metazoa; Mollusca; Cephalopoda; Sepiida; Sepiidae.
AUGGCGGCGACUUUCUGCUUCGGUCUUCGUUCGCUUAUGACCCACACUCGAACUAAAACAUUAAGGACUUCGAGGGUUACACAAGUGGCAUCUUUUUAUUCACGUCCGCCCAUGAAAUUGGGAAAAACCUUCAAGGAACAAAUGGAAGAAUUGAACAAAAAGGAUCCUAUAUUAAAUCCUGACAUCUACAUUGGCCUGCCAGUCUCAAUAAAGAAAAAAAUCUCAAAUAUGGAAAGAAAACUCUGGAAACAUGAUCGAAAACAAUUGGAACAAGAAUCACGUUUACAAAAAUUGAAUAUUCCAUUGGAGAAAGUCAAUGAGGAAUGGAAGAAAACAAACUGGAACAGAGACAUGCACACAAUUGCCAGACAUUAUGCCAUUUUCCGAGAUCUGUUUGAUAAUGCCACAUUUUAUCCCCAACCUUGUCUUCGUAUAUUUUAUGAUUAUGAUGAAGAGUUCCUCACUCCUGUUUAUAAUGGGAAUAAAAUCCUUCCUUCUGAGGCUGCUGUUCCUCCUUAUGUAAUGAUUGAUGUUUCUUCUGAAGAAAAAAACACUUUAUGGACACUUGUGCUGUUAUCACCUGAUGGACAUCUCCAAGAUAACACAUCAGAAUAUCUUCAUUGGUUUGUAGGAAAUAUUCCAGGUGGAGAAAUUGGAAAAGGAGAUGUGAUUUGUGACUAUUUGCAACCUUUUCCUGUAAAAGGCACAGGUUAUCACAGAUAUGUAUUCAUACUCUAUAAACAAGAGAAGAAAUUAGAUUUUAGCAAAGAAUUAAGGUCACCUAAAUGUAAAUCUCUGGAAGAGCGAACAUUCAAGAAUUUUAACUUUUAUCAAAAGCAUCAAGAUGACCUUACUCCUGCUUCCUUGGCAUUCUUCCAGUGUGAAUGGGAUAACAGUGUCACUCAAGUUUUCCAUGAUCUUCUUGGAAUGCCUGAACCAUCCUUUGAGUUCAUUUGGCCUGCAAAGUACAUCCCUGAACAAAAGAAAUGGCCACACAAAAAGCCCUUCAACAGAUAUUUGGAUAGAUACAAAGAUGUGAAAGAAAUCCAGGAAGAAGUGUUGAAAGAGAAACUAAAAAGGACCUCUCCUUUCAAGGGACCAACUCCACAGCCUAAAUAUCCUAACAUUUAUCGUAUCCCAAUGUCUAAGCCAAAAUGGCUACGGACAAAAAUAGAAAAAAUGCGUCUUGGAGAAGAACAAUGGAAAGAUUUAUAUCAAUGA